UCCUCGGUGGCCUCGUCGAUGCCUCCUUUGGCGGAGAGUUGGAGUGGAAAGCGGAAGCUCUAUGCCAUCGACGAGCGCGAAGAGAGCUCGCCGGUGACUGUGGGUGAGGUGGAGGCGGAGACGGCCUAUGAUGCUGAUGUGGACGAGCUGGAGCAGCCCGUGGGUCAGCGUGAGAUCAUCUACGAGCUGUUCCAGCCCUGGGCCCUCACCACCUACGGCGAUCAGGCAAAGACCAAGACGAUAACGCUGCGCAAGAAGGCGCGUAUUCUCAAGGCGCUGGAAGGCAAGGAGCACAGUCGCCCGGAUAGCUCCAAAUUUCGCUUCUGGGUGAAGACAAAGGGUUUCACUACAAAUCGUCCCGACGGAUACGAAGAGUCUGCGGGCAGUCGAAGACGCCUGAAGCCUCUUCCCGUGUCCGCAGUUCUCUCGGACAACCCUGGCGAUGUGGAUCUGUUCGCCGCAUCGACGAGCAAGGGAUUCGGUCGUCGGAUCUAUCGCAAGGUGGCCUGUGUGGAGGAGUUCUUCGACAUCAUCUACAACGUGCACAUGGAGCUGGGCGGACGCAGCGGGAUGCAUGCGGGUCAAAAGCGCACCUACCGAAUUAUAACGGAAACCUACGCAUUCCUGCCACGCGAGGCUGUCACCCGCUUCCUCACCAUCUGCCCCGAGUGCAAGAAGAACCUCAGACCCUCCUCGCCGACGGGAGGAUGCAAGGACUCAGAGCUGGCCGGCAAUGAGAGUUCCUCGGAAGUGGAGAACUAUCUGAAUUUUUCAUCGCAUACGGAGAGCUCUUUGGAGGCGGGACCCACGGCCAAGCGGCGGCGCCACUCAAGUGCCGAUCUGAAGGGUUCAGCGCCCGUGGCAGGGGUGGGCGCUGCUGCCAGCAGUGCCAGUGCCACACAGCUUGAUGUUCUCGGGGCACCUCCACCCAGUCCCACCGCGAUACAACCACGUGCCCAGGCGGCUGUCGAGACCACACCGGUUAGCGUGCCCAAGAUACGGGUCAAGACACAGUUGCAGCGUCCGUUGAGUCCACCAGGGGGAGUUCUCAGUACGGAGCCAAGUGUUUCGACUUCCGAGCAGCACAGCAACCCCAAUCCCAGCCCCGACCCCAACCAGGGACAGCCCCAGGGCUUCAAUAUGCAGCUUCUUAAGUCGCGGGAUAAUCUCCUCAAGUACUACGACUUCAUGAGACGCUUCUACGCCGGCGGCUCGGUGCUCCAUGAACCGGUCCUAGCGCCGCCCCUCUACGGCAGCAGCCUACUGCAAAGUCUCAGCUAUCCAACCACCACCACGACAAGCAGCACUACGACCCUUACCACAAGCACAGCAACCACCGCGGCACAGAGCAAGAGUCCGGCCCCUCCCAGGGCAUCCUACCCACUGCCGACGACUCCGUCCGCUUCCAUUACCACCUUCAAGACCUCCCCAGAUAGUUUGUCACGGGCACGCUCACCGAUGGCCUCGGUGGCCACGCCUCCCGAUCCCCAAGUGACCCAAACACCGAUCAAUCUAACGAAAUCUCUAUUUUGCAGCCCCAAGAACGGCAAUCCGGCCUCGACCUCGACACCAGUGGCCGUGCUUGCCCCGCUCAAGUUGGAGCUGCCCAGUCCGCCCAGGCCGUUGCCAGAGCUUCGCAUUCCCCAGCCACGUGGCAUGCCGCAUGUGGAGCUGUCCUUGCCACUGCCACCACUCGAUUUGGAGCGACUAAAGCCCAUUACCUCCACGUACUUGCAGCUGACGCGCAGCAUGGGACUGAGCGACGAAGAUGCCUUGCGCUUUGAUAACCUGGAAACCAUACCAGCAACACCGGCCACGAACAUCGACACAACCAGCACGGUGGUCGGUGUGGGCGGCGGCGGCGGCGGCGCAGGUCUCGGCGGAGGAGGAGCAGGUGGCGGUGGCGGCCUCCUUGGCACCGGCGGGAUCCUGGGCGAAGUCGUCAGCGGCCUGGGCGGAGGAGGCGGCAGCGAGUCGGAGGCCUAUGCGGGCCUGAUGAAGGACGCAGACAAGCUGAAGCUGAUGCUCCUCGCCUGGAACUACCAGAACUCGACGGCGGUGCGCAACGGGACCGAAGGGCCAGACCUCAGUGUUGUGGGUGGGCUGUGGGCCCAGUACCAGAACGCGCUCGCCCAGAAUGCGGCUGCGGCUGCGGCGGCCAGUGCCAAGAUGGACAGCUCGCUGUCCCCAGUGCCCCGGCAGGACACACACUCACCCAUGGAGACGCAGGACGAGACCAACUCCUCCGGGCAGAAGGAGGAGGACGAGGUUUCCGAGGACGACUCCGACGACAAGCUGGACGAGAAGCUGGCCACCACACACGAUCCCGAGCGCCUCAAGGCCUUCAAUAUGUUCGUGCGGCUCUUUGUGGACGAGAAUCUGGAUCGCAUCAUCCCCAUCUCGAAGCAGCCAAAGGAGAAGAUCCAGGCCAUCAUCGAUUCGUGUGCUCGCCAGUUCCCCGAGUUCAGUGACCGCUCCCGCAAACGCAUCCGCACCUAUCUCAAGUCGUGCAGACGCAACAAGAAGACCCGCGACGGAUGGGAGAAUACGACCAGACCAACCCCUGCACAUCUGACAUCCGUGCAGGCGGAACAAAUACUGGCCAUUGCCUGCGAGAACGAAUCGAUGAAUGCCAAGAGAAUGCGCAUCGGCCUGGAGCCCAUCACCCACGCUGUGCCAGCUCCAGGUAGUGCUGUUGCCGCAGCGGCUGCGGCAGCUGCGGCCGCUGCCGUUGUGGCCGCCACUAGCUCCGGUGUCGGUGGGACCAGUACAACGUCCGCGGGCAAUGCCACGGUCACCUGCGGAGGAGCAGGAGUAGUGGAUGCGACCGGCCUCACAAAUGUGGCGGCCGCUGCACUGCCCUUUGUUAGCGCCGUGGGCUUCGCUCGCUCCACACCGAACUCGGAGCACGCGGAGGCGCUGCCCUUCGGCGGGGCCAGCAACGUGGGCGGAAGUGCGGGCGGCGGCAGUACGAGUGGAGCGGAGAGCAACUGUUCGGCGCGCAGCUCUCCACUGGCCCUCAGUUCGAAUGCGAGCGUGAGCGGUGGGGCAAGCGUGACCGGCCUGACACUGGCCAAUGGGGCUGUGCCCUCGAAUGGGGCUGGCCUCCCGCCCACCAGCUACCCCGGCUACUUUCCCGGGGUGGCUGCUUUGGGUAAUGUGACGCCCACCGAUCUCUCGAUGAAACCAACCUCCCUGGGCUCCGGCGUCAGCGGCAACCUGCUCAGCAGCAACAACGGCAAUCUGUCCGUGGCCGGCGCCAUCAACUCCCAGCUCAGUGCCGCCAACCUGGCGACUUUGAGCAAUGCCAACACUAACAGCGCCCUGGUGACCGCAACUCAGCAGCUGCAGCAGCUCCAACAGCAACAACAACAGCAGCAGCAACAGCAGCAACAACAGCAGCAGCAGCAGCAACAACAACAACAGCAGCAGCAGCAACAGCAGCUCCUGGCCAGCUCUGGCGGCGGUCUCGACGGGCAAUCCUCCCGAGCGCCGCCUAUCCUUCCGCACAAGCUGAGUCCCAACGAGGUGUCCGCGGCCCGCCAGGUGAUAUCCGCCUACCGUGAGAGCGCGGCCUUCCUCCUGCGCACCGCCGACCAGGUGGAGCAGCUGCUGGUCCAGCAGCAGUAGGCGUGGCCGAGGGGCGCACUCAAGUUUCCAGGACCCAAGCGAUGCCAGGCGCGCGCGGGUUGUUCCUAUUUAAAAUUAAUAUAAAUUCAAUUACACACGAAACUGACCCACUCACCCCACACACUCUCGCGCCAAACUAAGCGAAAUAGUCAAAGCAUAGAGCAAAACGAAGGAGCAACACAGGAGUAGAAGGCAGAAGAGCAGGAGAGCAGGAGAGAUGGAGAGGAGGAUAGUAGAGCAGGAAAUAGCCAAAGGAAGUUCGUUUAAACAAAACAUUUUAAGUGUUUUUUCCUCCAACUACGUACACAAUAUUAAAAUAGAAUUAAACGAUAAACAAAAACCAAAACAAAUAUUGAAAAUAUCACAACAGUAAAAAUAGCAGAGCUGUUCCAGCCAUCUGAUUGCGUCCUACAUUCCAUCCUGGAAUAUGUGUUUCAGAGCUGUUCAAGUCUAGGCGAAUGUCUUAAAUUUAUAAGCAUGAAAUAGUCAUAUUUCCCUUACUACAAAAAAUGUAUUUGCUUUGAAUACCUGAGCUUAAAUUACAAUAUUACUUAAUAUCACUUCCAUGGAAAUUUGGUAUGACUCGAAAUGCAAAUUUAUCUUCUUACGUUCUAAAUAUUUUAAUCGUUACUCUGACUAAAGCUUUUUAUGUCAACCAUAAGACCAUAAAACCAGUUCUGGGGCAUAUUAAUUAUCGCUACCGAACAUACAUGAAAGUUUAAAAAAGGUUCCCCCUUAACACUUCUAUCCACUAAAAGCGCGAAAUACACAUAGAGGAGACAUAUCAGGUAGCUGGGCAGCUCUAAUAAAAAUAAAUCCAAGCAACAGUUCAACGUACUCCAGUGUCUACUAAAAGUAAAACUACAAUAGCCACACACAAACACUCGCAUUGAUUUUGUUUAAACUUUUGAUUAUUGCAUAUUUUUGGACUCGUCCAGGUGGGGGAGGAGUCGCGAUUUCCGGGCCCGUUUUCGAUGAGCGCGAUUUGUUAAAAAUGAAAAAUAAUAAUUAAUAAGUUGAAGUAUUGUUGUACAUUUUAAGGAAUCGAUACAAAAAACAUUUUAAGGAAAACAAAAAAAAAAAAAUACGAAAAACUAUGAGAAAACACAGGGUGAUACUUUGAAAAAUUAUUACAAUGCAUAAGCUAAAAAUUAAACAAACGAGAAAGGAAAAGAGAAAAUGUAAAAAAAAUGAAUUCGAAAAAAUGGAAUAGAAGUUGGUAAAUGUGUAUUUAAAGUUUAGAGACAACUAAGUUUUGUACACUGUUUCCAGUUUCUUGAUUCAUGUCCCUCAGUUCGACUGGUUUACCUUCCAUUAGGUGUAUAUAUUUUGAAAUUUUAAAUUUUUGUUUUGCUGUUGCUUUUUACUCACAUUCGAUUAUGGAAGUAUAUAUACCAAAUAAAGUAAAUAAAUACAAAAUAGCCAUUAAUGUUUUUUGCAACUAUAAAUGUGCAUGUAAAAAAACCACACUCACACACACACACACACACACAAACAAACACUCAAAAACACAGUGGAACAUCGGUUACAUAGGGAUGUGAGGAAAAGAAAGCCCUAAAUGGAAGAUCGCUAUGGCAGGCAGAUUAUAGAAUUUAAUAAUAUAAAUAAAUUGCUACAAUUAUUUAACCAACAGAUAAUUAUUGACUAAACCAAACUAAAUAAAUACCCAAAAGAGUUCGAUCAAGGCGCGGGAUAUUUAUAAAGAGUACUUAAACGUAACACACUGAGCGGCAUUCGCUGAGAAGAGUAAACUAAUUAAACCAGCCCGAACAGAGGAAUCACGAGUGGAAACAAGACAUUUUAAAAAUCGAUUUAAUAAAGAAUUUAUGAGAAUUAUAUGUA
Messenger RNA from Drosophila obscura, 5472 nucleotides. Its product is annotated as homeotic protein female sterile. The coding region runs from base 19 to 3630 and encodes 1203 amino acids. Lineage: Eukaryota; Metazoa; Arthropoda; Insecta; Diptera; Drosophilidae. The record is from RefSeq and is a predicted model, not a curated record. The transcript has 9 exons.